ACCGCUGAUACUCCGGUCAGGUGUCGGCGCUGCAGAAUGCGGAAAGGUUAGCUGGUGGCCUCAACUUACCGAAUAGUCGACUAAAUGCCCUUCUCCGCAUAUUUUCCGUCACCGUAGGAUUCCUUAGCGAGUGUCCUGUCAAAGUUAGGCGUUUGAAAUGGCUGCAUAGCAGCUGUGUGAGCAGCUCUUCUGUACCUUAGCUUAGCCUGAAGCAGUCAGCUGCUGAAGUAUCCGAGUUCAAACAGGUUUUUUUUUUCAGUGGUAAGGUCAGAUUUACCUUUCUGAUUGCUCCCGCUUCCCGCCAUGCAGUCGUGUGAAGUGAUUUGCACUGUUCUCGGGUACUCCGCUUGCAUUGUGGUGGGUGGGCUGCUGUUCGCAGCCUACAAACUUGGAUUGCUCUACCAGUUGUUACACAAGACAGAGACAAAGAGUCCUCGUCAUGGUGGCGAGAGCGUGGCAGAGGUCCUGAGAGCCCACGGUGUCAAAUAUGUUUUCACCCUGGUCGGUGGGCACAUCUCGCCCAUCUUGGUAGCUUGUGAGAAGCUUGGCAUCCGCAUCGUGGACACCAGGCAUGAGGCCACUGCUGUCUUCGCUGCUGAUGCUGUGGCAAGGCUCUCAGGUACGGUGGGUGUUGCUGCGGUGACGGCUGGCCCGGGCCUCACCAACACAGUGACGGCAGUGAAAAACGCUCAGAUGGCCGAAUCUCCAUUGCUGCUCCUGGGUGGAGCUGCUGGUACACUACUUCAGGGCCGAGGAGCGCUGCAGGAUAUUGACCAGAUGUCUCUGUUCAAGCCGCUGUGUAAGUUCUGUGCCUCCAUCAGAACUGUCAGGGAGAUCGUGCCCACGGUCAGGAAGGCGCUUUCCAUCGCUCAGUCGGGAACACCGGGUCCAGUUUUCAUCGAGUUCCCCAUUGACACUCUCUACCCUUACCACCUGGUGUCUCAAGAAUUUGGUGUUAAGAACCCUCCUAAAGGCCUGAUGGGGAAGAUUCUGGCAUGGUACCUCCAUAACCACCUCAUGAACCUUUUCGCUGGAGCCUGGGAGACAAGAGACGUUUCCCCUCUUCCAGUUCACAUCCCUCAAGCCACUGAUGAUCAGGUACAGAAGUGCAUCGAGCUUGUGAGUCGAGCCAAGAAACCUGUCAUUCUUCUGGGGAGCCAAGCAACAUUACCGCCAACGCCAGUCGAUAACAUCAGGCAGGCUUUGGAAGAUCUGGGGAUCCCCUGCUUUCUUGGCGGCAUGUCUCGUGGCAUGCUGGGUAAAAACAGCCCCAUCCACAUCCGACAGAACAGAAGAGACGCUCUGAAGGAGGCUGACGUGGUGCUCUUAGCAGGUACUGUUUGUGACUUCCGUCUGAGCUACGGCCGAGUUCUCAACAGACGCAGCAAGAUAAUCGCUGUCAACCGAGACAGAACACAGCUGCUGAAAAACUCCGACAUGUUCUGGAAGCCAACUAUAGCAAUUCAGGGUGACGCCGGGUCAUUUUUAGUGCGACUGUCAAAAGGGCUUCAGGGCCAUCGUUGUCCAGAAGAAUGGCCCCAGAGCCUCAAAGCUGGAGAUGUAACCAAAGAAAAUGCUAACAGAGCGAAAGCUGACGAGAAAACCGAGCACCACUUGAAUCCUUUGAAAGUGAUCCACUGUGUGGACGAGCUGAUGGAUGAGGACAGCAUCAUAGUUGCAGACGGGGGAGAUUUUGUAGGCAGUGCUGCCUACAUCAUGAGACCAAGAGGGCCGCUGCGCUGGCUGGAUCCAGGAGCGUUUGGAACUCUGGGGGUCGGGGGUGGUUUUGCCCUGGGAGCAAAGUUGUGCCGGCCUGAAUCAGAGGUGUGGAUAGUCUAUGGUGACGGAUCCUCGGGAUACAGUGUUGCAGAGUUUGACACAUUCACCAGACACAAGACUCCAGUUAUAGCUGUGGUAGGAAAUGAUGCAUGUUGGAGUCAGAUUUCCAGAGAGCAAGUUCCCAUUCUUGGCAGCAACGUGGCGUGUGGCCUUGCAUUUACAGAUUAUCACAUUGUGGCGGAUGGUUACGGCGGUAAGGGCUACCUCGUCGGGCGGGAAGACGAGCACAGGUUGAGUGACAUUAUCAAACAGGCCCAGAAGGAGACCCGGGAGGGCAGAGCGACUCUCCUCAACGUGCUGAUAGGGAAGACCAACUUCAGAGAGGGCUCCAUCUCUGUGUAGAGCAGCGUUGUAUCCGCAAUGGCUUUGUGUUUGUCUUCCUUGAACUUUGAAUUUCUUCAGAAUCAGGAUCAAUGAAGAAUUUCAGCAAACAGCAGAAUGCCCUUUUAUUCCUCUGUGCCCUUAAAGCCAUACUCCACAAGUGGAAGAAAUAGUCUGACAAUGUGCUGAUCUUGCAAAACAAUUCAUGAAACCAUCGUUGUGACAUCUUGCCUUUCAUUUAGUUAUGAUUUCAUUAUUAACAUAGCUCUAGCGCUGCCGAGCUGAGGUACUAAAGCUUUCUGCAUAUGCCCUGCUACUUUUGGGUUCAUCCUGCGCCGGUACGAAGAAAAACUGCUACAUUUUAAAAAAGGGAAACUCCAGGUUGUUGAGGGAUCAGUUCUCUUCUGGGACUUUCAGGUUAGACACUUGACCUUUAUACAGCCUAUUACAACUAUUGCAAAUAAACCAAUGAGCGGACUGACUCAUAAGGGAGGACAUUGGUUUAUGUUUGUCCAGAAUGCCUUUUCUCCUGUUCAGACAUGUGAACAGAGAGACUUUUUUUAAUGAAGGUUGCAGGAAAUAUUUGAGCUGUACUGGUAUGCAUCUGUCAACGAUUUUUGAAUGAGUUUUAUUUUAAUGUCGAAGUAUGAAAAAUGCUAUGCCUUUUAAUGUUAGAUUUGAUCAAAUAUACUUGUUUUGAUUGAAAAUGCAUCGAUUGAUUGAAUUGCAUAUAGAGAUAAUGCAAACGUAUAUGCAGUGGAAUGGCCUGUAUUUAUUAUAUGCCUAUUUACAGUAUGUAUUGCACUAUGAUUAUAACUUAUUUCCCCAGCAGGUAAAUUUGUGGGUCAUUUCACUCCAGUGUAUAAUAACUGUUCAGUCCUUGGACGCUGAGGUCAGAUUUUAUAAUACGCAAUAUUGAUUUUGGAAAAAUCUGGAAAAAGUAAGUAAGCCGUGGGGUUUUGGAUGAUUAAAAGCCGAGCCACGGCGUAUGAAUGUCCACAGUCUCAGGGUUCAUCUUUUCUGUGUGGUAGCCUCAUAGAAAUGUCUUCAUCUGUUUAUGUUGGGAUGUAACUGGAUUGAAAUGUAAUUGCCUCAAGACUGUUUGUUUCAGUUAGAAAUUGUGACUCACCAUCAAACAUCAAUAAAGACCCGGCACAAGA
This is a messenger RNA of Salarias fasciatus (jewelled blenny), 3320 nucleotides long. It is a transcript of the gene ilvbl, whose product is annotated as ilvB (bacterial acetolactate synthase)-like. Gene Ontology annotation, molecular function: magnesium ion binding; thiamine pyrophosphate binding; flavin adenine dinucleotide binding. Gene Ontology annotation, cellular component: acetolactate synthase complex. The record is from RefSeq and is a predicted model, not a curated record. Bases 304 to 2181 code for a protein of 625 amino acids. The transcript has 14 exons. NCBI's taxonomy places the organism in Eukaryota, Metazoa, Chordata, Actinopteri, Blenniiformes, Blenniidae. Gene Ontology annotation, biological process: L-valine biosynthetic process.